Poeciliopsis prolifica (blackstripe livebearer) is the source of this 2809-nucleotide messenger RNA. RefSeq names its product calcium homeostasis modulator family member 5, tandem duplicate 1 (gene calhm5.1). Bases 1651 to 2583 code for a protein of 310 amino acids. NCBI's taxonomy places the organism in Eukaryota, Metazoa, Chordata, Actinopteri, Cyprinodontiformes, Poeciliidae. The record is from RefSeq and is a predicted model, not a curated record. The transcript is spliced from 2 exons. Gene Ontology annotation, molecular function: monoatomic cation channel activity.
UUAUAUUUAUUGCUUGACAGUCAUUGGAAACUAGAUUCUGCUUCAUCUGAGUUCAUCCAACAGUCGCAUUAGUCGCAGUGAGCUGCGACUAUUGCAGGAGGCCUCCACUGUCCACAAAAGCUUAGCCUGGUCACUGUCUUUCUGUGCAACUACACUCCAAAGAAGUUUCACAUUCUCCCCUUUUCUUGGAUUAUCCCUGGUAGAUAACAGAACAGAAUGAGAAGUUGUAAACGAUGACACUGAUUUUCUGUGCUGUGUUAGAAUUCUUAUUCUGCCUGUAGUUUCAUGAAUACAGGCAGAAAGAAGCAUGGCCAGUCUGUGCUGGUCAUGCUUCCAAAUGUUGAAUUAAGGUCAACAGCCAUCUGGUUUGGAUUGGCUCGUUUCUUUUUGCAGUGGAGGAUGGUUGCUUAUAGUGCAGGUAAUUUAUGGUAAGCUUCAUAUUUACCAUUCUGGGACAUUGCAUACAUUGAAGACAAACAAUUUUUUUCAACUGGUUAAAAUGUAUUUGUGUCUCAAUAGAGAGGACAAAGCAAAUAGUGGCGGCGGUGAGGUUUUGAGUGAGGUUUUGGCGUUUGUGGAUAAAAGCUGUGGGCACAGCAUUUGUUUUUAGUUUGUUAAGGUGACCAUCACCUGCUGGAGCUUUCGUCAGUUUUUCUCACAUGAAUGACUCAAAGUCUUCUGGCGAGAAACGCUCAAAUAGGUCCUUCAGAAGUUGUGUUCAGCUCUCUUCCACUGAGCUCUUUCCAUGUGGGAAGUGAUCCAGAUUCACUUUUUGGAAGAAAAAAAAAUAGUCUAAAAUUGACAAAGUGUAAUGUUUGCUGUUCCCCAAGUAACUGGUUAUCGUGUUAUGCUUUCAUCAUCUAAAGCUGAUGUAAUCCCACCCUCCAUCGUCCUCAGCCAGGACUUUCUCAAUUAUUUUAGGCUGCUUUUCAUCACAGACAAAAUAUUUAGAUUCCUUGUGUCUAGAUAUUUAGAUUACUACAGUUUUCCUGUGGUACUCAGUGCUCAGUCUGUUGCUGCAGAGGAUGACUUGGUUUGAAAAGAGGAAGUAUCUGUGUGAUGGACUGCAGUCUGAACCGUCAGUCCUCUGGGACUGGAAAAGUAAACCACAUGGAGGAUGUGAGCACUUCCCCCAAUGCCUCUUGUUCUCUGAAUGUGCUUCUGCUGCAAUGGCAUGUUCUACAUGUUUCGUCAUGUCUUUGCAACAGACUGAAUCUCAUAUUAAAUUUACAUUGAGGGAAUUUGUAUCAAGAAAUAACUAAAAUUAUUCAAGAACUGUUCUUCUUGUAUUUUCAUUCUCAUUUCUUUGUGCUUGAUGUUGGUUCUGUCAGAAGAACAUGGAAGACAUCACACAAUAACAGUACUCACCCUGAUAUCACAGCUGAAAAGGAAAACCUAUGAAUAGGAAUAAUUAACUCCAACGAUUGUGAUUUCUGUUAGUACGAGCACAGCAGAUUCUUCUGCUCAGGGCAGAAGAAUUCAGGGUUGAAGUGAGCAAAGGAGGAGCGUGACAACAGACCACCAAAGGGAGGAGCACAAACUGGUUUGGCAGAUGAAUCUCUGACAAACAACAGAGCAGGAAGUAGCUGAUCGAGGUUUGGUUGGACUUUUCUCUGGGAUUGUUUUGGAUAGCUCCUGGAUUCUAAUACCAUGGAUAACUUCCAGACAGUUCUGCGUUUCUUCAUGAACCAAAAAGCCACCAUUGGUUACAGUUUUAUGGCACUCCUCACUAUAGGUGGGGAACGAGUUUUUUCCAUGGUUUCAUUUCAGUGCCCAUGUAACCAUGAGCAGAAUUUCACAUAUGGGCUGACUUUUCUGCUUGGUCCAGCUGCAGUGCUUUUUGUUUUUGGUCUGUUCUUCAGCAGCAGGCUCUGGAGGCUCUACACUGGCUGCUGUCUUAACCCCAUGAAGCUUUGUCCUCGCGGAAACUGCCUUGGCUGUUUCAGGGUGUUGUUGAGCAUUAUUACUGGUGCUUGUGUGGCCCCUGUUAUGUGGCUGUGCGUGGCCUUGCUCAAUGGGACCUUUUAUGAAUGUGCCAUCAGCGGUCUGGAUGAUAACCUGGUUGUGAAUCUGUUUUGUAAAAACAAGACGUUGCAGUGUCGGGAGCAGCUGGCCCUGGUUCCCUGUAGUAACUCUAAACUUUCCAGUGAUGAACGGAUGAAGCUGCUGCUGAUGUUCAGGGCUCAGUCACAAAUUUUGGGAUGGAGUGUCAUAAUGGUUGCUGCCAUUGUAGGUCUUUUGGGCACUUGCUGCAAAAAUUGCCGUUCCCAGGUCAGCUACCUGCAGCUUACGUUCUGGAAGCAUUAUAUUGAGAAAGAGAAGGAGCGUUUUGAUGCCUUCACUGUGAACUAUGCAACAAAGUUGGCUGAGAGAAACUUGCAGAGCUUUUUUGAGAACAAAGAACCUGAUCCCAUGCCAUUUCCAAACCACAAGGCAUGGGAGGAGAUCUCUGCCUACUACACUUUCUCCAGGAGUGAACAGUAUUACAGUACGCUGCAGCGCUACGUAGAGCGGACAGACAGGGAUUUCGCACCAGAAAAUCGACCCGUUCUGGACAUGGAGCAUGGGAUAGAGAUGACCUGAACAACCACUGAAGAGAAAAACUAAAGUCUGCUAACAAAAUGGAUAUUAAAGACACUCGUACAAUUUACUGAUGGUAUUUAACUUUGGCUAAUUUACUCGAUCAUUUUCCACAACCAGCUACAGUCAACAACAAAUAAGGAGUAAAUAUCACUGACUGUGCCUUGCUUGAGAGUCUAAAUGGUCAUUUAACUAUUUAUGUAUAUAUUUCUAAAAAAAAAAAAAAAAA